AUGCAACCAGUUGAAGGUACCUUUCGCUAUCGUGUGCGGGAGGUGUUGUCUCGUUUGUGGAGUCUCGCAGUACCGAAUGAUCGUCCCAUGCCUCUGUUCACUAUGUGUGCUGUACUUUUUAAUGGUGGAUUCCUAGUUUACAGCUUCUCUGUUGUGUUAUCUGCCACAUGUAGUAUUGCUUUGACGCGGUGGUCCGCAUUGGGGCUCACAAAUAUCAUGGUAAAUAUUGUUUACGCAAUUGCGAUUAUGUGGCGUAUGCGGUUUCGUAUUGAUGAAGGGAUUCCCCUGGAAUGUAACGUUUUUCGUCUUUUUUUUAUGGAGCCGGUGAAUAUUGCAUUUGUUGUUUAUGUUUUGUGGGAGAUGGUUUGGAUGUCAUUUGUUCCUCAAAUGACUACUAUGUAUGGGGUUCUUGAUAUCUGCAGUACCCACUUAUCGUUGCAGUUUUGGUUUUGUGGACUGUUUAUAUUACUCAGCGUUCCUGUCCUGAUAUUGACGUUCAUGACAGAGUUUUGCAGGGUGCCGAGGUGGCGACGUUGGGCGGAUGAGAAGUGGCAGAGACAGCAAAGGACAAUGCGUAUUGUCCGAACUAAUGUUUCUGCUGUUCUCCGUGAGGAACUUCCUAUUGUUUUGGCGAACACUUCACUCAGAUCGGUCCCACAGCAGCAGCGACAGAACCAGAACCAACAGCAGCACCAGGUGCCGAUAUUAGGAGACAGUAAACUAGUCCCACCCGACGCCAGUAAUAUAGCGGAAGUGGGGUUCGAUCUUGAUGAUUUUGUGCAUCGAGCCAGCAGUCGUGAAAACUCUCGUCAUAUGGCAAAUUCCUGUUUCUCACCCCGAGAGGGUGAUGAUGGCUGGUGUCCAAUGACCACUGAAGGUCACCGACAGGAGUUGCAUUCUCCAACUCAAUGGUUGCCGGACCGUAUACGGUCGCCAGUUGUUCCACCAGCUCGAGGGAUUUCGAAUGGGAGUGCUGCUGUUUUUCGUACUACAAGUGAUGAUACUGUGGUGAACCCUGGGGGUAUUUAUAUUUCUGUCGGGCAAAAGAAUAAAGAUGAAAGUGAAGGUCAUCCUUCGCCCAAGUCGAAAUAA
Trypanosoma theileri is the source of this 1092-nucleotide messenger RNA. RefSeq lists its product as uncharacterized. The transcript has a single exon. NCBI's taxonomy places the organism in Eukaryota, Euglenozoa, Kinetoplastea, Trypanosomatida, Trypanosomatidae. The coding region runs from base 1 to 1092 and encodes 363 amino acids. The record is from RefSeq and is a predicted model, not a curated record.